Trichoderma asperellum CBS 433.97 is the source of this 2118-nucleotide messenger RNA. RefSeq lists its product as uncharacterized. Gene Ontology annotation, cellular component: ubiquitin ligase complex; cytoplasm. NCBI's taxonomy places the organism in Eukaryota, Fungi, Ascomycota, Sordariomycetes, Hypocreales, Hypocreaceae. Gene Ontology annotation, biological process: ubiquitin-dependent protein catabolic process; positive regulation of proteasomal ubiquitin-dependent protein catabolic process; protein polyubiquitination. The record is from RefSeq and is a predicted model, not a curated record. Gene Ontology annotation, molecular function: zinc ion binding; ubiquitin conjugating enzyme binding; ubiquitin protein ligase activity.
AUGGAUCUUCCCAUAGCCGAUGACGAUGACGCUCGCGCCACUGAGCUUGAAACCCUCGAGGCCAUCUAUCCUGAGCUUCGCCGGACUGAUGGCAGUCGGUUUGCCUUUGAGCUUGAGCUCCCCGUAGAACCAGCUGCCCCCGUAACCGUCACUUUUCCGGCAGCAGCCUCAUCUGAUCAGGUUCUCAAUGGCUCAGCAUCUGCCGCUCCAGCCCUGGAAGACUCUCUCCAGGUCUCUCACCUGCCUCCUCUUGCUUUACAUAUCACGCUGCCAGACGGUUAUCCUGCAGAAUGCGCCCCUCUGGUUAAAAUCUCAACUACGCCCCAGUGGCUCUCGGCGGAGAUGCUCUCACGUCUCGCGGGAGAAGCUCCCCGGCUAUGGGAAGAAAUGGGACGAGACUUGGUGGCCUACACCUACAUUGAUCAUGUCCAGCGGGCCGCUGACGAUGUAUUUGGGGCCAUCACUGCUGAAGGCACUCUUCAAGUCGACCCAGAGCAUAAACUCGCUGUGCUGGACUAUGAUAUCAAAGCCAAGAAGGCGGCGUUUGACAGGGAAACUUUCGAUUGUGGCAUUUGCUUAGAUCCCAAGAAAGGGUCAAAGUGCCACAAAAUGCUUGACUGCAGCCACAUCUUUUGCUUGCAAUGCCUCCAGGAUUUUUACAACGAUGCCAUCAAAGAGGGCAACUUAUCAACUGUUCGCUGCCUAGCUCCUAACUGCGCCAAAGAGCGUGCUGCCGCCAUCAAGGCUGCAGGAAAGAAGGCAGGCAACCCCAAGACCUUCGUUAGCCCCAGCGAAUUGCUGCAGAUUGGCCUUGCUGAUGACAUGGUAAAACGUUAUGUUGAUCUCAAGUACAAGACGGAACUUGAGUCUGACAAAAACACGAUAUAUUGUCCUCGUCAGUGGUGUAAUGGGGCUGCACGCUCCAAGAAGCACAAGAAGCCUUCGGGGCUUGACUUUGGAGAAACUUCAGAUGCUGAGUCUGACCAGGAGGAGAAGAAUGAAAAGGGGGGAAGCAAGUUUAAUCUUGGCGACUUGCUAUGUGUCUGUGAAGACUGUGGGUUUGCUUUUUGCAGUCGAUGCUAUCAGUCAUGGCAUGGGGAGUUCUUCCAUUGCGCACCCAGGCGCCAAAACGGCGAGCUUACAGAGGAUGAAAAGGCCUCCAUUGAGUAUCUCAAAUUGCACACGAGUCCCUGCCCAACCUGCAACGCCCCUGCACAAAAGACUCACGGCUGUAACCACAUGAUCUGCUCACGAUGUGACACACAUUUCUGCUAUCUGUGUUCCUCGUGGUUAGAUCCAGCGAACCCAUAUCGACAUUACAACCAACAAGAGAAUGGCAAGGUCACAUCAUGCUACAUGCGUCUAUGGGAGCUGGAAGGAGGAGAUGGCGAUGAUGUCGGCCUCGAAUUUGCUGGCGGUCGAGGCAUGGCAGUCAAUGGCGACGCCAAUGAGGCUGCGCCAGAAGAUGAAGAGGCUCAGGAGUGGCUCGCUAUAGCUGUCGAAGAGGUGGAUGAUAAUGUUGAAAAUAAUGCGAAUGCGAAUGCCAACGCACCAGUGCAGCUUGACGAGAAUGGCCAGAGAGUUGCGGUAGCUCGCGAAGCACCCCUCGUUCUACGACUCAUGGACAACCCCGUCAAUAAUGGCAAUAACAACGAUAAUAAUCAGGGGCGUGGCGGACAUCAUGCUGCAAAUAACCAGCCCAUCAGAGCACGCGGCGGAGGAGCAGGAAGAGGACGUGGUAAUGCACAUGGCCCAAAUCGCGGUGCAGGUCAAGCUAUCAACUACAAUGGUGGAGGUAAUCCUGCUAAUCGUGCUAGGGGCGCUAGAGGUGACGCCCGUCGAGGCCAUGAUGGUGGACGAGGAGGAGCACGAAGAAGAGAAGGCGGAGGCCCAGGUCGAGGCGGCAUGAUUCGUGGCGAACCUGCAGCAGCAGCAGCAGCAGCAGCAGCAGCAAGGCAACAGAAUCCAAAUGCCGAUAAUAACAAUAACGAGGACGUACUCGAUCCUGCUCAGGAGGCUUGGAUCCGACACUUUGUUCAGAUGGCACUCAUCGAUGCUGAAGAUGAAGUUGAGGGCGGCGAUUCAGACGAGGAUAACGAGCAUUGGCGUGGUCGGUGA